UGCUCCUUCCCUUCUGUUCAUGGGUAUAUGUAGUUGUUCUUCAAUGUUUCUACAACUUUGCUCUAACAAGGCAACGAGUCCGCCUCUGUGGGUUGCCCCUGUACGGCGGGACAUGUGCAUGUGAUUAAUCCUUACUAGGGUUUGGCAAAAGAAGCCCAGAUACAGAAAGAAUAUAAAAGGAACCUGGUAGAAAUUUUCUUUUUUCUUGUUGCCCAUAAAACAAACUCCUCUGAAAAGUUUUCUUUAUUUGGGGGCUCUUCACAUUACAGAAAAAACAGAUUAAAAAAGAAAUAGCUUGAAAAGAUCGAUUCUUCAAUAUGAAGACCCAAGAUCCGUCGUAUCACUCAGUUUUUGUCAUGAUCAGUCCUCUGUUUUGAUUUUCUUUAAUCUCGUUGCGUCAUGGUAAACUUCAUACUCCUUUCUCUAUGGGCCUUUGUUUCUUGGAAUCAUCUUGUUUCUUAAGUGUGAAUGUGCAUUGUGAAUCUGUAUAUAUGGGUGCCCCUACAAGUUAAAGAUUCCGUCUUUCAGAAGCGGGUUUGUACUUUUUCAAGAUUUUUAGCCUUUUACCAAAUGUUAACUUGUUAUACUCCCUUUAUGCCUUCAGCCCCCAAAGUUUAAAGAGCUUGUGAUUGGACUUCAGACUAAACAAAGAAUUUACUUGUAGUUCAGAAAGAUUGGUUCUUUGGAUGUUACUCCGGGACCUACCAAUUUAUGUGUGUCAGUGUGUUGUAGGGGAGGAGGGUGAUUGGGGUGUGUGGAUGGUUGGUUGAAAUUGAAAUAUCAAUGUAGAUACAAGCCUUUGUUUUAGCAUGAUAAUGUUCGAUUGCCACUUACCAAUGGGAAAAACGUAGCACUUGGAGCCUGCACAUACGAUCAGUUGUGUUGCGCUGUAAAAUUUUGCAUGUGCUGAUUAUUAUCUCAAUUAGAAAGGGGAUGAUAUGUCUGCAGUGUGGCGAUAGAGGAUUUGAUAAUGCCUUUGUGUUCUGUGUCAAAUGUCUGGAUGUUGCCGUGCAUCGCUACUGUUUGGAUGUAAUACCAGAGACUUUUGAUGAAUUUGUUCGUUGGGUUUGUGACGAAUGUGAAGCAGCAGCACAAGAACAAUCUUCUCUGGACGGAUAUGAUGCUAUUCAAUCCCAGACAAGUUAUCAUAAAGUAGCAAAAAACAUUAAAGGGUUUUCUGGAGUUGGAACAGAGAAAAAUGAUGUAGAAGCAGUUCAAACAAAAGAGCGUGUUUAUAAGGCUGGCUCAGAACAAUCGUAUAAUGCUUGUACAAAACUUGAUUUGGUUGAAAAUGGUGAAUCAGCUGGUGGUAGUUCUUCACCUACACAAUUAGGAGAUAUGAAUGUUGAACAUGCUAUUCUUUCUGCAGCCGAUGAAAGGAAAAGAUGUCAGCCAAGCUCUUCCCAGCAGCUUGAGGAGGAAAAGGUCAAGGACACUCAGAUGCAGAAUGCUAAGUUAUGUGAGGAUGUUUCCCUGAAGGAAAAUGUGAAAAAGAAGAGAAGGAUUAUGGAAUCCGAUUUGGAGAAAGACCAGCAUAGACUUGAUACAUCAUCCAAGCAAUCCGAUGGGAAAUGUGCAAAUAUAGAUAUAGCUGAGUGCUCUAGAUUGGCUAGCGAUUCUACACUCCCUAAUAAACUGAAGGAAAAUGAGGGCUCUAAGCAGAAAGAUCAAAGGUGUAUCUCCAUAAAACCUCAUGAUCUGGAUACUGAUCCGCGCAUGGCAGAGCAUCCUACUAUAUCUUGUAGUGGAUCUUCGAAAAGUUCACAGAAGAAGAGAAUUUGUAAGUCAUCUGGGGUUAUACUACAGGGGCAGACGAUACAUAGACCUCUCAGGGAAAAUAAAGGGCUCAACUUGCAAAAUCAAUGUGCUAACCUGAAUACUGAAGAAAGGAACUUCAUCCCAAGCAAUGAACAUGUUCGGAACAGAGAAUCAGAAGGUAGAGAAGAGAAGUCAUCUGCAACUCACGGUAUGAUCGAUUUCUACAAAGAUUAUUCAAAAGAUUUAGUUAGCUCAUCUGCUGACCCAGUUAUAGUCCCAAUUUGGAGCGGAAGUUUCAAUAUUUGGAACAAAAAGUAUGAUAUUCUUGAUGGGCUUAUAGCUCAUAUGUCCAGCAAAGCAUGUGGAAAAGUAUAUGAUGCAGCAUGUCAGUUUCAACCAGUGAUUCACCUGGAAAUGUUACCAAGGUCAGAUGUAUGGCCAAAAAGUUUUCAGACAUCAGAACCCAGUGGUGAUAAUAUUGCACUCUAUUUUUUCUCAUCUGUGAUAAGUAAACGAGUUUAUCAGAACCUGGUUAAGGAGAUGAUGCAUAAAGAACUUGCUCUGAAAGGCAUAAUGCAGAAUGCUGAGCUUCUGAUUUUCACUUCAACAGAAUUGCCACUGUUAUACUGGACAUUUCAGGGCAAGCAUUAUUUAUGGGGCGUAUUUAGGGGCAGACAGAGUCCCCAAUCAAAAUCUCAUGCCCAUAAACCGGAGUCAGGGGACAAACCGGCGAUGAGUUUGGAUUUGACAAAUGAUACUGGCUUCAGUGGGGGUAAAAACCCUGUGAGAGCGGAGAGAUGUUGUUCUCGGAGUCCUUGUAGUCCACUAAGCAACUCUGCUAGUUAUGUGUCGGGCACUUAUUAGGAGUGUAUUCUGCAGCCUCUUCCCUUCAGUCUUUGUUAUCUUAAACCAUGCAAGCGAU
Messenger RNA from Sesamum indicum (sesame), 2680 nucleotides. RefSeq names its product PHD finger-containing protein 1. Gene Ontology annotation, molecular function: histone reader activity. The record is from RefSeq and is a predicted model, not a curated record. Gene Ontology annotation, biological process: negative regulation of transcription elongation by RNA polymerase II. NCBI's taxonomy places the organism in Eukaryota, Viridiplantae, Streptophyta, Magnoliopsida, Lamiales, Pedaliaceae.